GUAUUUAAGGUCGUAGUAGGAUCUGCAGUUUUUCAAUUAUAAGCCGGAUAAAAGGUCAAUUUAGUUCGAAGUAAGUUCAUUUUCAUCACGAAUAAAUGUGCGAAUCACAUUAUACUAGUAUUUGGGAGUAUCGUUAGAGAAAAUUCCUAGCUACUUGUCAUAUUCCGAAGUACAUAUUUCCUGGGCGCAAUUGAUACACAUAUUUUUUGGGCGGAUCAAAAUGUCGUCUGGAAAGCCUUACGAUAUCGCAAGCGAAAGUUCUUCAGACGAGGAUUACCGCCGCAGGAGUUAUAAGCAUUCGUACUCAAGUAACGAGAAGUUUGACGAUUACGACGAAGAUGAUUGUAAAAUAUUGAAAAAGGCGGACAGGUCGUCAAACUCGCUGGACGUAACGAUGAAAGGCGGCCGGAGCCAUUCGAAGAGGCCGUGUAUGAACAAAAACGCUCAAGCAGCCCGGGAGAACAGAAUACGGAAGAAAAAACACCUGGAACAGAACCGUGGCUUGGCAGAGUUGACACGGCUGUUGGGGAAAUUAUUAAAAGGUGGGCGUCGAUGCAAUUUUCUAACGAGGCAUUGUUCGCCAGUUCAAACUGAGCAUUAUUAAGAAACUCCAAAAAUUAUGAGAGUAGUAUUGAAAUAUAUUAAUCAUGAAAAUUUGAAGCAGAAAAAUCUCAUUCAAUAUGCAAAGAUUUGGCUCUUAUCAAUUUUAUACUUUCAUAGCCAUUUCCAUACACUAACAAAUUGUUAUAGUUUUAACUGGCCUAUGCCUCGCUAGUUUGGUAUAUUGUGUCCGAUUUGCAUCAUUCAUUAUUUGGGAUUGGUUACAGUCCAUGCGUAACAAGUUUGGAUUAUCGGAGCUGCGGUUGGGCCUAUUGAGUAUUGAAUUAAUUUCAACAUGUCCACAGGUUGAGUAUGAGUAUCGACAUGAUUCUUAUGUAAAACUACCUAAGAUUA
Molecule: messenger RNA, 954 nt
Organism: Diprion similis
Lineage: Eukaryota; Metazoa; Arthropoda; Insecta; Hymenoptera; Diprionidae
Exons: 2
Coding region: 221-604 (127 amino acids)
Source: RefSeq, a predicted model, not a curated record